CCAUCCAACUACUAACAAAAUAUUCAUGAUAAAUAAAGUCUCUCAGACUUCUUCGUUCAACCCUCUUAACGCUUUUCAAGGCAAGCAAAAAUGGAAGCUGUAACAGCUUCCUUUUUCCCUGCACUUCACAAGUUGACUACUUCACUCAACAAACUUCAACGACUCACGAUACCGCUGUUGCCUACUUCAUUUUCAGUAAGUCACAAAAACUUGUCAUCAAAGUCAAAACUUUACACGGCCCUUUCAUCGCAAGCAGCAGCAACAGUUUCAGCUGAAGAUGAUGAGGUUGACACUGGAGAGAAGUUUGACUGGUUUGCACAGUGGUAUCCAGUGAUGCCAGUGUGUGACUUGGAUAAGAGAGUACCGCAUGCUAAGAGGGUUUUGGGGCUUGAUGUGGUGGUGUGGUGGGAUAAGAAUGAGAGUGCAUGGAGAGUUUUUGAUGACACGUGUCCUCAUAGAUUGGCUCCUUUGUCGGAAGGGAGGAUUGAUCAGUGGGGCAGUCUGCAAUGUCUGUACCAUGGUUGGUGUUUCAAUGGCUCUGGUGACUGUAAAUUCAUUCCUCAGGCUCCCCCUGAUGGCCCUCCGGUUCACACAUUCAAGAAAGCAUGUGCAAAUGCUUAUCCAUGCACUGUGCAGAAUGGCAUUGUUUGGUUUUGGCCAAAGUCUGAGCCACAAUACAGAGAUAUUCUGCUGAAGAAAAAACCUCCCUACAUCCCAGAAAUGGAUGACCCUUCCUACACCAAAUCAAUUGGAAAUAGAGACAUGCCUUAUGGGUACGAGGUCUUAAUUGAAAAUCUAAUGGACCCAGCUCAUGUACCAUAUGCUCAUUAUAAGAUAAUGAGAAUUCCGCAAGCCAGAGACAGAGUUAAGGCUGAUAGAGAAGGAGGUGCACCUAUUGAAAUGAGUGCACAAGGCUUAGGAAUAAAUGGUUUCACUUCAAAGCGUGAAUGGGGCGGUAGCAAAUUCAUCGCUCCUUGUGUUUAUUACGCUUUUCCUGAAGUUGUUGCAGAUGAAAGUAGUGUACCUGAAGGAAAUAAUGGCUCAGUGUCACCAGCACUUAACAAAACGGUGCCUCCAUCACAACGAAGGGUUGUUUUAAUCUUUAUUUGUGUUCCAGUUAGUCCAGGUAAAAGCAGAGUAAUAUGGUGCUUUCCAAGAAAUUUUGCAGUUUGGAUCGACCGAAUUUUUCCCAGAUGGAUAUUUCAUUUGAACCAAAAUCUUGUUCUUGAUUCAGAUUUGUACUUUCUUCAUUUGGAGGAGCGGAAGAUAAUGGCCGUAGGUCCUUCAAAUUGGCAAAAGGUCUGUUUUGUGCCAACAAAAUCAGAUGCCAAUGUGGUUGCUUUCAGAAAAUGGUUGAACAAGUACUCAGGUGGUCAAAUUAAUUGGGGAGACAAGUUCAAAUUCGAUCUCGCCCUUCCUCCGAUUCCUAAAGAGCAGCUAAUGGAUAGGUACUGGUCUCAUGUGGUGAAUUGCAGCAGCUGUAGCAUGGCACAUAAAGGUCUCGCUGCACUUGAGGUCGCACUGCAGUUCAUGUCUAUAAUUUCCAUAGGGGUUGUCGCUGCAACUAAGCACAAGAUGCCAGUAACUGCUAGGAUCGCAUUGGUUUCCAUGGCUAUACUUUGCUUUGCUGCUUCUAAAUGGUUGUCCCAUUUCAUUUACAAAAAUUUCCAUUUCCAUGAUUACAAUCAUGCCCUUAUUUGAGUGAAGUUAGCCACCCAUUAGUAGAACAAACGUAUAUGUAUCCAUCCAAUCAUAUUGUAGCUGAGAUGAUGUGCUCAUGUACCCAGAAAAAAGUACUUAUAUUUAAAGAAAUAACAAGUAAUAUUCAGCAGCCAUUACGAAAA
Molecule: messenger RNA, 1844 nt
Organism: Mangifera indica (mango)
Lineage: Eukaryota; Viridiplantae; Streptophyta; Magnoliopsida; Sapindales; Anacardiaceae
Product: protochlorophyllide-dependent translocon component 52, chloroplastic-like
Exons: 7
Coding region: 91-1701 (536 amino acids)
Molecular function (GO): 2 iron, 2 sulfur cluster binding; chlorophyllide a oxygenase activity
Source: RefSeq, a predicted model, not a curated record